Molecule: messenger RNA, 1279 nt
Organism: Rhagoletis zephyria (snowberry fruit fly)
Lineage: Eukaryota; Metazoa; Arthropoda; Insecta; Diptera; Tephritidae
Product: L-galactose dehydrogenase
Cellular component (GO): cytosol
Molecular function (GO): L-galactose dehydrogenase activity
Source: RefSeq, a predicted model, not a curated record
GUGUGCAUAAAACACAUGUUCUCAGUCUAUCGGUGCUUUCAGUGGCAAAGGGACGUACAUAUCAUUUGUUAUUGUAGAUUGCACAUUUUUAGUGAAAACAUUUUACUCGGUAUUUUUCGCACAAAAGCAAAAUCAACACAAAAAUAAAAGAAGGAAUUUGGUUUUACAUUCUUUUGGUUAAUAAGACAAUGUCCUCGCUCCCCGCAACUUUUGUGAAAGACUUCCACGAUGAAAAGCUCUGCAAGCGCAUGGAAUAUCGUACACACGGUCUUACCGGUUUGGAGGUGUCAAAAGUGUCCUUGGGUACCGGCACAUUGAGUGAUUUUUACGGUGAACUUGAUGUGGAUGAGGCCAUAAAAACCAUACACAAAGCACUCAAGUCAGGUAUUAACUACAUUGAUACAGCACCAUACUAUGGGCAGGGACGUUCCGAGGAGGUAUUGGGCAUGGCUUUAAAAGACGUGCCGAGAGAGGCAUACUAUAUAGCUACAAAAGUUGGACGUUAUGAAAAAGACUUUGGGAAAAUGUUUGAUUUUUCAGCGAAAAAGACCAGAGCAAGUGUGGAGAAGAGUUUAAAAUUACUUGGUAUUGACUAUGUAGACAUUAUUCAGAUUCAUGACAUCGAAUUCGCGAAAGAUCUUGACAUUGUCAUCAACGAAUGUCUGCCCGAGUUGGAGAAAAUCGUAAAAGAAGGAAAAGCGAAAUUUAUCGGUGUAACCGGAUACCCAUUGGCGCGCCUAAAGGAAUGCAUUGAACGUGCACCAGACCGUUUUCAUUCGGUGUUGACUUAUACGCGCUACUCACUACUAGACGACUCGCUCAAAUCGUAUUUGGACUUCUUCCAGCAACAGAAUUUGGGCAUUGUGUGCGCUUCCGGACAUGCACUUGGCCUUCUGACGAAUGCCGGUCCACAGGCGUGGCAUCCAGCCGGCGAGGAAAUAAAAGAGAUAUGCCGGAAGGCUGCAAACAUUUGCAAAGAGGCUAACGUCGAACUCGGCAAGUUGGCCAUGCACUACUUUAUGCAGUUGGAUGGUGUAAGCACCUUCCUGACCGGAAUGCAAACGCGCCAACUAUUGGAUAUCAAUCUGGCCGCAUACUACGAUGGACUUAACAAGAAGGAGCAGGAAGUGUUACAACUAUUACGCGACACCAUUUUCACUAAGUCACUCAACUGGGAAGGCAACGAAUUGGAAACAUAUUGGGCAGCCAUGAAAACAAAGAAGUAAUACGGAAGCUGGUUUAUUAAAUCUGUAACGAGAAUGCAAUUGAAUGAAUUUUG